GCAGCACGGCACCAGUGAGGAAGUGAAGAUGACAAACUUUCGUUUCCUCCGUGAAACUUUUAAUUAUUUCUGCACCUUGUUUGUCGGAAAGGGGAACUGACAGCAGCCGAGACCCACAGACGGAGGUGUCCGAGUUUUUCUGACUCUCAGGUGGACGAAGUCUUCUUUGUGCUUCAGCCCCGCGCGGAUCAAGAUGGAGGCAGCUGACGGAGGAGAGGUGGUCCAGGAUUCUGAUCUGCUUGUACGUCCUGAUGUCAGGCAGAACGAACUGCUCCAUGUCGGACAAGAAAACAACGUGCAGGGCCAGAUGGAGGAUUUCUUGGGCCCACAGCCGGAGUACAAUGAGGAGGAGGAGGAGAGAAAAUACUACAGAAGAAAGAGGCUGGGAGUCAUCAAGAAUGUUGUUGCAGCCAGUGUUGGAGCUAUGAUGGUGUACAGCGUGUACAUGGGCCUUCUGCAGAUGCAGCUCAUCCUCCAUUACGAUAUGACGUACCGUGAGGUGAAGUACAGCAACCUCGGUCUUGAGGACAUCGACCGGAAGAUGCUCAUGGGCAUCAAUGUCACUCCAAUCAUAGGCCUCCUGUACACCCCCGUACUCAUCAGGUUUCUAGGUACUAAGUGGAUGAUGUUCCUGGCUUCGGGAAUCUACGCACUCUUUGUUUCAACCAACUACUGGGAGCGUUAUUACACCCUAGUCCCAUCAGCCGUAGCGAUCGGCGUGGCCAUCGUGCCGUUCUGGGCCUCGUUGGGAAACUACAUCACAAGGAUGGCACAGCAAUACUACGAGUACGCCAACUACAAAGAAGAGCACGUGCAGGAGCAGAAGAAACUUCCAAAGGGAGCGUGCCACAGAUACAUCAUCAUCUUCCAGUCGGUCUUCAACAUCAUCUUCAGUCUGAGCUUUGUCUUCGCUGAGUUUCCCAUGCGCCUCGUCCUCCAUGAGGACCUGCACGAGAACGACCACACUCUGUUCAACGUGAAAAAAUGUGGUGCUGAUAUAAGUGGAAUAAUCCCCGGCUUCAACACCACCGUGUUGACCAGGCUGCCACGCUCCAUGCUGCUCAUCCAGGUGGAGAGCGUCCUCAUGGGUUUUGCCUUCCUCUCCAUGAUUGUUUUCCUCUUGCUGUGCGGUGCUGCCUACCGCCCCACAGAAGAGAUCGACCUUCGCAGUAUCGGCUGGGGAAACAUCUUCCAGCUUCCUUUCAAACACCUGAGGGACUACCGCCUACGACUGCUGUGCCCCUUCUUCGUCUACAGUGGAUUUGAAGUGUUGUUUGCCGUGACCGGAUUCUCCCUGUCGUACGGUGUGUGCGUUUUGGGCCUGAAGCAGCUGUGGCUUCUCAUCGUGGUCUACGGCCUCUCCUGCUCCGUGUUUUCCUCGCUCUCUCUCAGCCUCUUGCGCCUUCCACGCUGGGUGUGUUUGGUCAGUGGCGCCGUCGUGCACGUGGUGCUGCUGGUGGUUCUCCUGUCACUUUCUAUAGACUCCAAAGCGCCAGGGUAUCUGGUCCCUCUGCUCGUCAUCUCUGCUCUGUGGGGACUCGGCACAGCCCUGAACAAGACGGGCGUCAGCACCCUGCUCGGUAUACUGUACGCUGAGGAAAAAGAGCGUUUGGACUUCAUCUACACCAUCUAUCACUGGUGCCAGGCCAUCGCCAUCUUUAUAGUCUACCUCUGGUCCCACUUACCGAUGAGGGCCAAGCUCUCCAUCCUUCUCGUCACAUUAUUGCUGGCAUGCUACUGCUACUGGGUGAUGGAGCGCCGCCUGGCCAACAGAAUACCGUUCAGACUGCCUCGCAUCCCUCGGCCACGGCACAAGGUUAAAGGCUACCGCUACCUGGAAGAGGACAACUCCGACGAGUCAGACUCAGAGAAGAGCGAGGAGGACGAGGAGGAUGAUGAAGAGGGAGAGGAGGAGCACGGGGAGCAUUUGGAGGAGGAGCUGGGAGCAGAUGACAGGGAGGAGGAGGAGGAGGAGGAGGGCCAAGGCGACCAGGACCUGAGAGCUGACUCACCCUGAGCCAGGAGGAGGGAGGCCAAGGGUCACUGGCACAGACGGGAGGAUGCCCAUGUGAAGGAGGGAGAGUGGGAAGAGUGAGGGGGAGGGUGAGACAGGACAAAGUCGGGAAGAUGGGGGACAGAUGACAGAGAUGAGUCAAAGAUACAUUGGACACUGUUGGGUUCAUGACUACAUUCAUGUUUUUACGGGUAUUUAACCUUAAUGUCUUUCCUCCGCGUUACAUGAAACGGUACAAAGUUUAAUUCAAAAGCUAUAAUUUACUGUUCAGCUGUAAUUACAAUCCAAAAAAAGGCAAAAAACUAUUUUACAUCUUUCUCAAGAGUAAAAGACACAAGAGUAUAAAGAGAAUAAUUUAGUUUUUUUUGUCACUACACACCUUGUAGCUUAUUCUUGCUAAUUGCAAAGGGUAUUUUAGUCGCUGUUGUCCUUUGUUAUUUAGAAAACAUGUCUGGUUUAAAUUAUAAGGAGCACUUAUCUGCAAAGAAAUAAACUGAAAUUAACAGAGAAAAAUUAAGAAUUGAAUUGUUUAGUUGCAAAGUGAAGUGUCCUUUGAUGGAAAUGGGCAUUAUGCACAUUUGUCACAGAAAACAAGUGUUCAGUUAUGUUUCCGUUGCCCGAGGUGUCUCUAGGGUUGACUUAAUGGGCUUUUUUUUUGUGAAUGUAUGUAUAGUGUAACUUGAUAUGCAACAGGUACCAGGGGUCAGUUAAUCAGCUGAUGUCAUUAAGGUACUUGUUUAAUUGGAAGGCUAUAAUAUUAUAGUUACUGAUAUGAAGAAUCUCUUACAUGAUUUUAAUAAAUUAAUUUUCCAGUCAA
Mugil cephalus (flathead mullet) is the source of this 2831-nucleotide messenger RNA. RefSeq names its product unc-93 homolog B1, TLR signaling regulator (gene unc93b1). Lineage: Eukaryota; Metazoa; Chordata; Actinopteri; Mugiliformes; Mugilidae. The transcript has 13 exons. Gene Ontology annotation, molecular function: Toll-like receptor binding. Gene Ontology annotation, biological process: toll-like receptor 7 signaling pathway; intracellular protein transport; toll-like receptor 3 signaling pathway. Gene Ontology annotation, cellular component: endosome; lysosome. Bases 194 to 2017 code for a protein of 607 amino acids. The record is from RefSeq and is a predicted model, not a curated record.